AUGGGCGUCGAGCUCCAAGGAAGCGGCCCGGGUGAGCCGCCAAUGAACCCAGAGAUCGCGGUUCCUCUGUUCGUUGUCGGUGGCUUUGUCGUCAGUCUGUUUGUCUGGGGAUUGGUUGUCCGGCUCAGGCACCGUCGAAGAUCCAAACAGGCUCUUCAUGGGGGUGACCAGACACAGCUAUCGCGGACAGGUCCAGUCAACGCAAGCCUGAAGAAACAUUUCUUCUAUGCGCCAGUCUGGGGCAAUCGUCAUAGCAGAGAGUUUCGAAUGUUCCGGCUCCAUAUGGGAUCUCCACCACUCCGACUGGAGAUGAUUCUCUUGCUUGUCUAUCUGUCGCUAAAUUUCAUUUUCAUGGUUGUCACCGUUGACUGGUGGAAGGACUUUUCGGAGAAGAUGUUCCAGCUGAAGUACGCCGCCGGUCACUUGGCUGUCAUGAAUACACCCGGUCUCGUCUUGAGCGCCGGACGCAACAAUCCUUUGAUGCCGCUCUUGGGGCUAUCCUUCGAUGCGUUCAAUUUCAUGCACCGUUGGGUGGGGCGGGUGAUCGCUGCCAAUGCUAUUGUUCAUAUGGGCAGCGUCUUGGCCAACCAGGCCUACGUCAAUGGCACCGACUAUAUUCUCUAUACGAUUUGGAGGAUGCCAUUUUAUAUUUACGGCCUCGUGGCCCUCCUCGGUUUUGUUUUCAUCUUCCUGCAAUCAUUGUCGCCGGUCCGACAUUCAUUCUACGAACUUUUUCUUCAUCUGCACAUAGCCCUUGCCAUCAUGUCAUUCGUGGCUUUAUGGUAUCAUCUCAAAAACCUUCUACAGCAGCGAGUCCUCUUGGGGACACUGAUCCUGUGGGGUCUGGAUCGUGCCGGCCGCUUAGGACUUCUGAUUUGGAGAAACUGCGGCAGGCGCUUCACGACCGCGACGGUGGAAGCACUAUCCGGAUCCGUCGCUCGAGUGGAUGUUGCAGUAUCACGACCGUGGAGUUUCCGUCCAGGACAGUACAUGUACCUGUACAUGCCAUGUUUGGGACUGUGGACUUCUCAUCCAUUCACCGUUGCUUGGACAUCCAGUAAGGCGACGUCGUUGGAUCUCGAUGAGAAGCGCAGUUCGAGUGACUCGUUUGCGGCGCUCAUCGGAGGCUCGCAGACGACCACAAUGUCGGUUUUGAUCAAGGGGCAGGACGGGUUCACGAAGAAGCUCCUACAGAAAGUUGAGGAGUCGCCCGAAGGACGCAUUAAGGCUAUGGCAUUGGCCGAGGGUCCGUUCGGUGGCAUUCAUUCGCUCGCUUCUUAUGGCUCUUUGCUUCUGAUUGCUGGAGGCAUUGGCAUCACCCAUCCGAUGUCGUACCUGCACGAGGUGGUCAACACCUUCGCCGCCCGAAGAACUGCCACGCGAAAGGUGCAUUUGGUGUGGAUGGUUCGGAGUCUCGAUCACCUCGAAUGGAUCCAAGGAUGGAUGACGGCCAUCCUAGGGCAUUCUGCCCUAAACAGCUCGGCCCAUUCCAACGGACAGACAUACCUCCCAUUCGGGGAAUUGAUGCUGUCGGUGCAAAUAUUCGUCACCGCUCACAAAGACACAGUCGAGGAAUAUAUUUCCACCCCGGACACGCCAUGGACCCAGUCAGCGCCAGCUAGUGUGCCGAUCAGCGUGCACCACGGCAAACCCUGCUUCCCGUCGCUGUUGGAAAACGAGAAGGCAGAGCAAGUUGGGGCGCUGGCGGUCAGUGUCUGCGGCCCCGGGGGGCUGGGAGAUAGCGUGCGAGAAGCAGUUCGCAGUGUACAGGGAGAGAAGACGGUGGAUUUGUUCGAAGAGGCGUUCUCAUGGUAA
Molecule: messenger RNA, 1815 nt
Organism: Penicillium alfredii
Lineage: Eukaryota; Fungi; Ascomycota; Eurotiomycetes; Eurotiales; Aspergillaceae
Product: ferric reductase family protein
Exons: 6
Coding region: 1-1815 (604 amino acids)
Biological process (GO): intracellular iron ion homeostasis; iron ion transport; copper ion import
Cellular component (GO): plasma membrane
Molecular function (GO): ferric-chelate reductase activity
Source: RefSeq, a predicted model, not a curated record